UUCUUUACACAUUUUAAAUAUCAACGCUUUAGUACAAAUUUGAUGUUUAACUGGUACGGAAUGGGCGAAGCUGAUCAGCAGCCAACUAUCAUGUCUUCCUUUAAUUUUAUACGCGGUAUGCUUUUGUUGUUCAACUCAUUGCUAUGGUUCAUUGGACUUUUAAUUAUCUUAACCGGCAUUUGGAUGCAAACCGAUUUUCAAAAUUAUAUAAAAAUCAGCGAUGGUUACUCGAUUUAUGUGCCCUACAUCUUACUUGCCGUGGGUGGCAUUCUGGUGUUCGUUGCUUCGCUGGCCUGCUCUUGUAUUGUAAAAGUCGAUCCUACGAUGUUAGUCAUUUAUGGCGGUUUCUUGAUUGCCGCGAUGUUUACCUUAAUACUACUUUCCAUAUACGUUUACGCUUACAAGGAUAAUGUGAUCGCCGGCCUAUCGGAUGGCAUUGGAUCGGAAGUUAAAAACUACAAAUCUUACAUUAAUGAUCAUUCACAAAGAAAUAACGGAUCAUUGAUCGAUUACAUUCAAAAUAACCUCCAAUGUUGCGGUGGAAAGAAUCAUCUUGACUGGCCGAAAAAUUCGCUGCCCAACUCAUGCUGCUGGAAUAAUGGCGUAACAGGAAAUUGUACAGAACAUCCAAUUGGACUUAUGCACGAAGUGGGAUGCUUACCAAAACUAAUACGACUAAUCAACACAAAUCUCACUAGUAUUGGUGUUAUGCUGUCGGUACUGGCUUUAUUUCCGUUAUUUGCAAUGGUAUUUGCCUACUCCCUGGCAGCCGCAAGUAGAAGAAUCGGUUAUCAGAGUAUAGACUGAACGCUGCCAAUGAUUGCGUUUUGUAAAAUAUUCACCUUUGAUACAUAUUUUUGAUGUAUUUUUAAUAUCAAAUCAAAUUGCAUACAUACAAACAUAUUAAACUAUGAGUUUAA
Messenger RNA from Rhagoletis zephyria (snowberry fruit fly), 920 nucleotides. RefSeq names its product tetraspanin-6-like. The record is from RefSeq and is a predicted model, not a curated record. NCBI's taxonomy places the organism in Eukaryota, Metazoa, Arthropoda, Insecta, Diptera, Tephritidae. Gene Ontology annotation, cellular component: plasma membrane.